This is a messenger RNA of Fusarium coffeatum, 1653 nucleotides long. RefSeq lists its product as uncharacterized. Gene Ontology annotation, molecular function: transmembrane transporter activity. The transcript has 5 exons. The record is from RefSeq and is a predicted model, not a curated record. Gene Ontology annotation, cellular component: membrane. Lineage: Eukaryota; Fungi; Ascomycota; Sordariomycetes; Hypocreales; Nectriaceae. The coding region runs from base 1 to 1653 and encodes 550 amino acids. Gene Ontology annotation, biological process: transmembrane transport.
AUGGGGUUUCCUUCCUUUGCGGCAUCAAACGCCGUCAUCUACGUCACUUAUGGCGCCUUUUUACUUAUGGGAACUGGCAUUGCUUGGAAGAUGAGAAACCAGUCCAAGGCCGACUUCCUUUCAGGCAACGGAACGCAGACGGCCACAAGUUACACUGAUGGAAUCUUUCAUGAGCAUCUCGCCACUCUUCUCAACUCGUUUGACAACCGGCUGACCAUCAUAACAGCCUUCCCUCUGGCCCUCAACUUCAUCGCUUCCGCUCUCGGUUCUGGUAUUCUCUUCUCGUAUCCUGAGCUGGCCACCAUCUCUGGUGUACAGGGUAUGUUGGUGUAUGCUCUCGCGUCCUCUCUGCCCAUGCUUAUCUUCGGAUACCUUGGUCCCAUCAUCCGACGCCGAUGUCCCGAGGGCUUCGUCCUCACUGAGUGGACUCGACAGCGCUACGGCGUUAUCACCAUGUUGUAUCUGAGUUUUAUGUCGCUAGUGACUUUGUUCUUAUACAUGGUUUCCGAGCUCUCAGCUAUCGGGCAGGUGGUUCAAGCCUUGACUGGUCUUGAUCCCCUUCCGGUCAUGAUUGUCCAGUGUGCUAUCACUACUAUCUACACAUCCCUUGGUGGAUUCAGAAUCUCUUUCAUCACCGAUGUCGUUCAAGGUACCAUGGUCAUUGGCCUUGUUAUCAUCGCUGCCAUCACCAUUGGUGCCAAGACUGAGAUCCAGCGACCUCUUAUCGAUGAGUCCGGUCUUACCAAGCCCAACUUGCUUGGCUGGCAGCUUCUGUACAUUCUACCCGUUGCUGUUCUGACCAAUGACUUCUUCCUCUCUUCCUUCUGGCUGCGAACCUUUGCUUCCAAGACAGACAAGGACCUCCGAAUUGGAACCACCAUUGCCACGAUUGUUAUCCUGUGCGUCCUUACUCUUGUUGGUUCUACUGGUCUCAUUGCUGUUUGGUCGGGAGCCUUGCCUCUCGAGGACAGUGCCGGCUCUGGUUCGGUAGCCUUCUUCAUCCUUCUUGAGACCCUUCCCAGCUGGGUCGUUGGUAUUGUUCUCGUCAUGGUUGUCACUAUGAGCACAGCUGCCUUCGACAGUCUUCAGUCUGCCAUGGUCUCUUCAGGCUCGAACGAUCUCUUCCGCAACAAGCUCAACAUCUGGUACAUCCGUGGCAUUGUGGUACUCGUCAUCAUUCCCGUCAUUGCCAUCGCCCUCAAAGCUCCCUCUGUUCUUCAGAUCUGGCUUAUUACCGAUCUCAUUUCUGCUGCUACCAUCCCAGUCCUGGUCAUCGGGCUUAUCGACAAGUUCUACUGGUGGCGCGGCUUCGAGGUCGUUGUGGGUGGUCUUGGUGGUAUCCUGACCGUCUUCAUCUUCGGUUGUGUUUACUACGGAAACGCUCAGGAGGCAGGGGAGCUUCUCCUUGUGCAGAAAGGACUAUACGGCAAUGACUGGAGUGCUUUUGGUGCUUUCGUUGCCGCACCCGUCGGUAGUCUCCUUUGGGGCUGUGGUGCUCUGGUUCUCCGUAUUGCCUUCCAGUUUGUUUAUGCCAAGGUCCGUGGACAUCGCUUUGACGCCCUGGACCGUCCCCUGAAUCUCCGUCCUGCCAGCAGGGAGGACGAUACUCCUUCUGAGAACCUUGUGUCUCAGACUACGGGCAAGUUUUUCUAA